AUGUUUCGUGUCGGUCGCCAUCAAUCACUCGAGAUGUCAGCCGGCGUCUUCAAGCCCGGCGCGAUCGUCUGGAACUCGGGCGAGGGAGAGGACGGCGAUUUAGUAUUCGAAGAUGCCUUGAACGAAGCACUGCACCGUACCAGGGAAAAGCGAAGUCCCCAAUGGGGAUGGCCGUGGGGUAAUGUGAACGACGACCCGUCGACGACGACCACGACGACCACGGCGCAAAAUCGUCAAGGCAGGUUCUCGGAUGACGAGGACUACGAUCUCGAGGGAUCGGGUCAUCACGGAGAUUUGGAGGGAAGUGGGGACCUACCUGACACCUUUGUUCCAGAACUGAAAUCAUAUCGGUUUGAGCUGCUAGUCAAUCAACAGUACACCGUAUCACUGUCGGACCAAGAAAGCUCGGAAUUUCGUCGCUUGGCCGACGAAAUGGAGUCGGCUCUUCGAGAUCUCUUCUUCUCCCUUCCGGGGAAAGCCACCUGCACUCUUCGCAGGAUCGAGAAUGUGGUGGAAGUGUCGAGCAAGAAUUAUUGUCGAGCGACGAUUGAUAUUCUGACGGGGGCGGAUAAGGAGACCCUGAGCCGAUCAGUAAGAAGUAUCGUCAGUGCCGGCGUCGUCGGUCGGUACAACGUGAAGGAGGAAAGCUCUGGUCUCAACCUCAGAGACAUUCAACCGUCACUCAGAAGCUGUGGGAACGACUUCGUCUGCGACACAGGAGAAUGCGUGUCGGUGUCACUCCGAUGCAACGGCGCGAGGGACUGCACCGACGGCAGCGAUGAAUUCGGCUGUAGCACCCUGGGUAAGUCUUGUCGUUUCGGAAACUUCCGGUUCCCAGUGCAGCAUACAUUCCAGGAAGAUGACACGCAGAACAUCGCGGAGCUGCAUUUUGGUUAUGACUGUCAUAUUGCAUGCGUCGACGUGUUCGUGGGCGGUCCGGAGUCGCCUGACGAGGGUCAGAACAAGUGUAGAGGGGAUGACCAGGUGAUCUGCGAGGACAAUGCCACUUGGAUUUGCAAUGUGCAAAAAUGCGACGGGAUUCCGGAUUGCCCCGGCGGGGAUGACGAGUUCAAUUGCCCUACACGCGUCACCCAAUUUGCAGGAUGCGGCGAGAAUCAGUUCGAGUGCGACGCGGGGAAGUGCCUGGAUCAGAGCAAGUUCUGCGACGGGAAAAAUGACUGCUUGGACGGAACCGACGAGGUCAAAUGUCCGGAUUUACCUUGCGGGGUGGAGCAAUUCACGUGCAAGGACGGGUCGUGCGUGGACGGCCGCGCUGUGUGCGACGGCGUCCGACAAUGUCAAGACGGAUCCGACGAACUUUCAUGUCAGCCAGCAUGCCAGGAUGACGAAUUCCGAUGCGGGUCCGACGGCUUUUGCCUGGACAGCAGGGGAAGAUGCAAUGGUACAGAGGAGUGUUCCGACGGGUCCGACGAACGCGGCUGCGCCUGUGGUACGGGUCAGUUCACUUGCAAGGACGCGACGUGCAUCCAGGCCUCUCGCAAAUGCGAUAAGUUCCCCGACUGCCCCGACGGAUCCGACGAAUUCAAUUGCGAAUGUGAGGAGGAUGAAUUCACGUGCGGGGAUGGGACUUGCAUUCCGGAGAUCGCCAAAUGCGAUUCCAUCGUCGAUUGUCCCGACGGUUCCGACGAAAAAGGAUGCCCAUGCAGAGACUCGGAGUUUACAUGUGAAGGUGAUAGAUCUUGCAUCCAGAAAUCCUUGCGAUGCGACGGGAAACCGGACUGUUCGGACGGUUCGGACGAAAAAGGCUGCCCGUGUCGCGACGAAGAGUUUUUGUGUCGGAACGGGGAGUGCGUGGACGCAGACGCGUAUUGCGACGGCAGGAAGGACUGCUCGGACGGAUCCGACGAACUGGACUGCCAUACAGGGGUGUCGUGCGGACAACAGGAAUUUACUUGUUCCGAUCGGGUUUGCAUCCCGUUGACCCAGAGAUGCGAUGGGAAAAGCGAUUGCAACGACGGAUCUGACGAAGUUGGAUGCCCUCAGGCAUGCCGCGAAGAUCAGUUUAAGUGCAAGAACAAGUGCAUCGAUUUGAGUCUGAGGUGCAAUUCGGUCAUCAACUGCAUCGACGGAUCCGACGAACUCGGAUGCCCGUGUGCGGAGGGGAAGUUCACGUGCGGGAACGGGGCGUGCAUCGACGCGGAUCGGCGCUGCGACACCGUCGAGGACUGCGAGGACGGGUCCGACGAGGUCGAUUGUAAAGUCGCAUGUCGCGACGAUGAGUUUAUGUGUUGGAGCGGGGAAUGUGUGGAAGCAGACGCUCAUUGCGACGGCAAGAAGGACUGCUCGGACGGGUUCGAUGAACUGUACUGCCCCUGUAGCGACGAAGAGUUUAUGUGUUGGAGCAGGGAAUGUGUGGAAGCAGACGCGUAUUGCGACGGGAAGAAGGACUGCUCGGACGGAUCCGACGAACUGUACUGC
Molecule: messenger RNA, 2439 nt
Organism: Darwinula stevensoni
Lineage: Eukaryota; Metazoa; Arthropoda; Ostracoda; Podocopida; Darwinulidae
Source: the annotation of a GenBank genome assembly